GGCUGUUGCGGGGAAGUUCAGACCGACUCCAAGUUCUAACCGUACAGAGGAGUGACACGCGCCACGAGCACGGGGACAGAGAAGUGACGAGCCCCACAAGCACGGGGACAUCAUCACGCACCAGGAUGAAGUUCGGGAAGACAGUGUGCGUCCUGAACGUCGGCGGCGCGCGGUACGUCUUCUCCGGGGACGUGAUCCGGGACUUCCCGCUGAGCCGCGUGAGCCGCCUGCACAGGUGCGCGUCGGAGCGCGAGGUGCUCGAGGUGUGCGACGACUACGACCGCGAGACUAACGAGUUCUUCUUCGACCGGCACGCGGAGGCAUUCGGCUUCAUCCUGCUGUACGUGCGCCGCGGCGCUCUGCGUUUCGCGCCGCAGAUGUGCGAGCUGUCCUUCUACCACGAGAUGCGCUACUGGGGGCUCGAGACCCCCGACCUGGAGCCCUGCUGCCAGCGGCGGCUGGACGACCGCCUGACGGACACCUUCACCGCCCUCCCGGAGGAGGGGGACCUCCGGGGGCCACAGGGGCUCCCAGGAGGGCCCUCGUGCUCUCCAGCCACCGAGCCCGCCUCCCGACUCGCUCGGUGGCUGGAGAGCACGCGGAGGACCUUCGAGGAGCCUACCUCGUCUCUCGCGGCCCAGGUCCUCGCCUCGGUUUCCAUGCUGUUCGUCUUGGUCUCCAUGGUGAUGCUCUGCGCGAGCACGCUCCCGGACUGGCGCACAGAGGAGGGCAAGGUGGUGGGGGAGAACAGGGUGAUGGAGGCGGUGUGCAUCGGUUGGUUCACCGCCGAGGUCAUCAUCCGCUUCGCCGUCUCCCAGGACAAGUGUGAGUUUGCCCGGCGGCCACUGAACCUGAUUGACCUGCUGUCCGUCACGCCCUACUACGUGUCGGUCGCCGUGACGUCGCUGACGGGGGCGGACUCCCAGCUGCAGCGGGCCGGCGUGACGUUGCGAGUGCUGCGCAUCAUGAGGGUGUUCUGGCUCAUCAAGCUGGCCCGCCACUUCCUGGGGCUGCAGACGCUGGGGCUCACGCUGCGGCGAUGCUACCGCGAGAUGGUGAUGCUGCUGAUCUUCGUCUGCGUCGCCAUGGCGAUCUUCAGCGCCCUGGCCCAGCUCCUGGAGCACGGGCUGGACCGGGGAAACCCGGCCUUCGCCAGCAUCCCCGCCGCCUCCUGGUGGGUGAUCAUCUCCAUGACGACGGUGGGCUAUGGCGACAUGUACCCGGUCUCGGUGGCGGGCCGUGUGCUUGGGGGCUUGUGUGUGGUGAGCGGCAUCGUGCUGCUGGCCCUGCCCAUCACCUUCAUCUACCACAGCUUCGUCCAGUGCUACCAGGAGCUCAAGGUCCGCCACGCCCGCUGUGGGCGGAGCCUGGCCCAUGAGGGCGGAGCCUGA
Molecule: messenger RNA, 1391 nt
Organism: Gadus chalcogrammus (walleye pollock)
Lineage: Eukaryota; Metazoa; Chordata; Actinopteri; Gadiformes; Gadidae
Product: potassium voltage-gated channel subfamily G member 3-like
Exons: 2
Coding region: 126-1391 (421 amino acids)
Biological process (GO): protein homooligomerization; potassium ion transmembrane transport
Cellular component (GO): voltage-gated potassium channel complex; membrane
Molecular function (GO): delayed rectifier potassium channel activity
Source: RefSeq, a predicted model, not a curated record